GCAUCGGUGUCCAAUUGAAACAUUUGUGUUAGUAUUUUCGGGACCGUUUUUGCAGCUUUGUGCAUGUUUUGCUGAAAUUUAGUUUCAGUCUACUAGUGAAAUUCUUAGUGAACAGAUCGCCAAUACUAGGCGAAGUGCGCGUUGGUUUAAGCUAGAGUGUUAAUUUAGCAGCACGGAAGCAAAAUGCUCAAACUGAGUGUUUUUGCUUUGCUGCUUGUGUCAUCUUCAGUCCGAGCUGAUAAUGGAGGCACGUAUAGCUGUUAUUCUGGGAAGAAAGAGUGCAAAUUGACAAAUCUGAAGUUCGAAUCCCGUGAAGAGGUGGAAAGCAUUACCAUUGAUGGCGGAAAUGGACCAUUUUUGGAUAUUGAGUUUGCGGAUUCUUCGUUCCCGAUUGUUCCCCCGUCGCUGUUUCGUGAUAAUGACAAUGUUCGCUCACUUUCUGUGAAAGAAUGCGAAAUUGAGGCGGUUGAUGCGAAAACUUUUAUGAAUGCUAGAGAGUUAAAAUUUCUUAAAAUUCAAAAGAACUGGAUACCAAAGUUAUACAACGACUUGUUCAAGGAAACAAAACUGGCAAAAGUAAAUUUUGGAAAUAAUCGGAUCUCAGAGAUUGAAGAGUUCGCAUUCAGAGGAUGCAGAGAUCUGGAUACUCUAAGAAUGUCGAAAAACAGAAUUAAGGUCCUCCCUGCUCAGCUGUUUUCCGGGUUGAAGUUGCUGGAAGAUUUGCAUCUAGACCACAACAGGAUUGAAGUAUUGGAAGAAUUUUUAUUCCGUGACUUAAGCAAUCUACAAGACUUAGAUUUGGAACACAAUUUUAUUCAAGCGCUCAAGCCGAACACUUUCACCGGUUUAUCCAACCUGAGGAAGCUUGUCUUGAAAGAAAAUGAGCUAUCAUCAAUUGAUCCUCAAGCAUUUAACCCACUGUCCAAUUUAGUAGAACUUGAUUUGGAGGAAAACAACAUCCAGGUGAUUGCUCCGGAAACUUUCGCCAGGCUAACCUACCUCAAAGAGCUUGUACUGACCGAAAACUAUAUCGAAGAGCUGGAUGAUCGCGUUUUCAGUCAAAAUGGAAUGUUGCAAACGCUGGUUCUGAAUAACAAUUCCAUAGAAGAGUUGAGACCUGCUUUGUUCGCUCGUUUACCCAGACUGGAGCAGCUUUCGAUUCAAUUCAACGAACUGGCAAAAUUGGAUGAUAAUUUAUUCUCCAGCAAUCAAAACUUGGAAACCCUAAACUUUGAAGGCAACGUCAUCGGUCAGAUUUCGCCACGAGCAUUCGUCAACCUAAGGCGUUUGGAAAUAUUGGACCUGGACGAUAACAAUAUCGCUUCACUUGAUGGAGGAAUCUUCAGCGAUUUGAGUGGACUAGAAAAACUAUUUUUGGAAAACAACCUACUAAGAGAUUUACGAGGUGGAUCACUGCGUGGAGCUAGCAAUUUGAGAAAACUUUAUCUGAACGACAAUUUAAUUCGGAAUAUCGAUGCAACGUUCUUCAACGAUGUGCCCCAGUUGAAAAGUCUCUCUCUGGAAGACAAUCUGAUUGAUGAGAUUCCGAAGAAUUUGUUCUCGAAUUUAGGUAGAUUGGAGGAACUCUCAUUGAGUGAUAACAAUCUGGUCGAUUUAGAUGACGACGUAUUUCGUGGGGUUGCUGGAUCUUUGCAAGAGCUAUACCUAACGAACAAUAAGCUGACUAGUAUCAGAUCAUCCACGUUGAAUCUAGGAUCUCUUGAAUAUCUAGAACUUGCAGAAAACUAUUUGGAUAAUUUGCCACGCAAUGCUUUCGAAAAUUUAAGACGAUUAGAGUCGCUAGAUGUGGAUGAUAACAAGUUCAGUAGGAUUCCAGAGGCUAUUCGUGGAUUGUCUAGUCUGAAGGAUUUGGAAAUAGCGGGCAAUCGAAUUACACAACUAGAUACUCAAAUUCUUAGUUCACUUCAAAAUCUCAAAGAGCUGGAUUUAUCUGACAAUCGUUUGGUCGAUAUCCCAAUGGAUGCUUUCAAUAACAUGAGAAAUCUCAAGGAACUUUAUAUAGAUGAAAAUAGAAUAAGAAAAAUUUCAGAUAGCACCUUCAUUCAAAAUAGAAAUCUUGAAAAGCUCGAUCUGAGCAAAAACGAAAUUGCCGAGUUGAGUCAAAAAAUGUUCACUGGACUGUACAAUCUGGAAGAACUAGACCUGAGCGAUAAUUCAAUUCAGCGCAUAGAUGAUAACGUUUUCAAAGAUUUGUCCAGGUUAGAGUCUCUAUCACUGCGAAAUUCAUCUAUAAACCAGAUUUUUGGUAGUCCUUUUCUGGGACUUUCUGCGUUGGAAAAACUUGAUUUGGACUCAAACUCACUAAAAGAGCUGAACGAUGGGAUAUUCCGAGGUCUGGAGAGUAUGGAAGAUUUGUACUUAAAUAACAAUCCACUGAUUAACAUUCAACCAAGUACUUUCGAUCAAAUGGGGAAUCUUCAAGUGCUGAGCCUUGGACCCAAUGAUGUAGCCAGCUUUGGCAAAGACCUGUUUCGGUACUCUCUUCGCUUGGAGGAGCUUUAUGUCAGUGGAAUAGAGUUUAGCUCUUUGCCCAGGGGAAUUUUCCGUCCUACGCGCAAAUUGGAAGUGCUGUCGAUCAACAACAACGAGAAAUUGACAACGAUUGACAAAGACUGGUUCAAAGAUCUUCCAAAUUUACGUGUACUCAACAUUGUGAACAACAGUAUUUCAAAUUUCCAACCAGGAGUGUUCGAUGAUGCUGAGGAUUUGGAAGAUCUUUUUCUGUCUGAUAAUACCGUGCAAUCGUUGGAUGUGAAAUUAUUUGCGAAACUUCUUCGACUGGAAGCGCUAGAGCUUGCAGGAAUGACCUUACAGAAUUUGCCCAUAGGCGUUUUCGAUAAUCUUGUGGACUUGGAACUAUUGGACUUAAGCAGAAACAAUUUAAACUCUAUUGAUGAAAAUAUUUUCCGAAGCCUUAUUUCACUCCAAGAACUAUCUCUUUCCGAUAACGGAAUCAGCUCGCUCAGUAAUGGUUUGUUCCGGGGACUCCGAAACCUCAACGAGAUAGAUCUUAGCAAAAAUGAACUGAGUGCAAUCGAUCCAAAUCUUCUUCGUGAUUGUCUGAAUCUGGAAACAUUGAGCUUAUCAGGAAAUCGUUUUGUGGCAUUCGAUCUUUCAAAAAUGAGUUUUGCAAAAACUUUAGAAGAGUUGGAUAUUUCACAAAAUAUGCUUACCUCACUAGUUAUUACAGAAGAUCUCUAUCUAAUGAUUGCCGAUGAUAAUCAAAUCAAUUCGAUCACAACAAAUCCUUCUCCUGCUUACAAUCUGGAGGUAUUAUCUCUAUCGAACAAUCGCAUCUCGGACAUAACUCCGAUACUCCGCUUCAGCAACCUUGAGUCAUUAAAUAUUUCCCAAAACGACCUCCCACAGUUUGAAUUAGGACGAUUGACCAACGCGUUAGAUGAAUUAGAAGUUCUCAAUAUUUCAAGCUGCAAGAUAUCUUCCCUUAAUACACAAGAUCUAACAACCCACGAAUCUAUUAUCACAUUGGAUAUCUCGGACAACGAACUACCGACGUUGGAUUUCGAUAUGAUCAGAAAUUUCCCGGAUGUGGAAAUGAUUGCGCUCGGUGGCAACAGAUUUGAUCGAUUGGAUUUCGAUAAACUGUUGGAAACUUGCAAAGACUUGGAGCAGCUGGGGCUGCAGGGCACGGAAUGGGACUGCGCAUUGUUGGACCGAGCUGCACACACAUUGCAAGACAAUGAUGUACAGUUCUGGAACAUAAGAGCUUUGGAAUCUUGUCAGAAAAGAGAAAUUAAUGGAAUUUGUUGCAAGUAGUCUAUGAUAAAAAUAUUAGUCUUGAACUGGUUCGUGUGUGUAAAGUAAAAUGAAUAAUUAAUGGCUUUUCUCUGAUUAUUUCAACGUGCGUGUUGAAAAUAAAACCUCAUCUGAUAGAAGUUAUCACAUAUCUUUCCAAAAGUUCACACUGUGCGAUUUGUUCCACUUUUUAUUGUUCUCUGCGAGUGAAAGACGGAGAUAGAAUCCAAUAUCCAGUAGCUUUGAUUUAUUGUCGAAAAUAAACCAUUUUUUGUAGCUCAUCAAUGAA
This is a messenger RNA of Armigeres subalbatus, 4066 nucleotides long. Its product is annotated as chaoptin-like. Gene Ontology annotation, molecular function: protein binding. NCBI's taxonomy places the organism in Eukaryota, Metazoa, Arthropoda, Insecta, Diptera, Culicidae. The transcript is spliced from 2 exons. The coding region runs from base 184 to 3798 and encodes 1204 amino acids. The record is from RefSeq and is a predicted model, not a curated record.